CAAGAGCUAAUCAGCUUAUGGUUUCAGGCAGCCACCAUUUUUUACGGCGUAAAUAACUUUAAACGUUAUUGUUGUGCUUUGAUUUGAACAUUAAGCCAAACAUUUAUAUAUGUCUGAUGUUUUUAGACAAGAAACAAUCCUCUGGCUCCUGUUCUUCGACUGUGGUUUAACAAAGCCCGGAUUAGUUUACAUAUCCCGGAUUGAGCUGGCUCCAUAGGCUAUCUGAAAUUGAUUUUUUUUUCCCCGAUUCUUCCUACACACUACACACCGCUAUCUCGGAUAUAAGUAUCGCUAAUUUCAAGAAGACUGUUUAUUAAGGUUCGUGUGGAGAUUGAACAGUUCCCUAACUAACAUCAUGGCUAAACAACAGCGUGCUGCAUAUUUCAGCCCCAAUGAAUUGCAACUUCUAAUUGAAGGAUAUAACGAAGUUAAACAUUUAAUAAAAACCAAAGGGAAUACAAUAGCGGCUGCAAAAGUCCGUCAGGAUGCGUGGCGAAAAAUAUCUGUCAAAUUAAAUGCAUCCAACCCUAUGGGACCUAGACGAACGUGGCAGCAAGUGAAGACGAAAUACAAGAACAUCGUUCAAAGUGCUAACAAGAGAAGGGCUGCCCUGAAGACGAUGGGACUACUUCCAGUCCCACCAAAAGAGGAGUACAUAGAUCAGGAGGAGGUGGCCCCUGAGAACGAUGUGGGGGAGGGUCCUAUCAUAGAGCACAUAGUUGGCGGAUGCUGCUCUGAACCAGGAGAUGUAGCUGGCUGCAGCAGUUAUGUCAAAGUGACUGAACAUGGAUUGAACCUCCUUCCCCCACCUAUAUUAUCAGAUGAUGAACUAGACUCUGAACCUUUGGAGGAUGUUAAGACCCUGUAUAAAAAGUAUCUUCAAAUCGAGAUCUACAACAGAAAGCAAGAAAUGGCAUACAGAGCUUUAAAAAUGCGCAAAGUGGAGAAGGAAAUACAGUUGUUGGACAGAAAGUUGGAUGUAAGUGAUUGUUAAAAUAAAAGGAAAAGUGUACCUUAAAUGCAA
Molecule: messenger RNA, 1024 nt
Organism: Pimephales promelas (fathead minnow)
Lineage: Eukaryota; Metazoa; Chordata; Actinopteri; Cypriniformes; Leuciscidae
Cellular component (GO): nucleus
Source: RefSeq, a predicted model, not a curated record